Molecule: messenger RNA, 1015 nt
Organism: Scleropages formosus (Asian bonytongue)
Lineage: Eukaryota; Metazoa; Chordata; Actinopteri; Osteoglossiformes; Osteoglossidae
Gene: tmem86b
Product: transmembrane protein 86B
Exons: 4
Coding region: 176-925 (249 amino acids)
Cellular component (GO): membrane
Molecular function (GO): hydrolase activity
Source: RefSeq, a predicted model, not a curated record
UGAGGGCGAACACACCUGAAGGACGCCUGCAGCUCUCACUCUUCUCUCGCGGCCCCGAGACGAACCCGCAAAGUGCAGAGUCCACAGGCGGCCGAAGCGGCGCGGCCGGUGCAGACGCACAGGCGCGUACACGUACACACUCUCGCUCUCACUCACGGACACGCACGGGGCCGAGAUGGACAUCCUGGAGACGCACGCGUACGACCGCAGACAGCGCCGGAACACGAGCUGCGUCCUGUGCCUCGCUCUCCUGCCUUUCUUCCUCUGCACCUGCAUCUACUUCCACCUCUGGAUUCCGGAAUCUUCACCGUCGCCCUUCGCCGCAGCGCUCAAGUGCGGCCCGGUGCUCUCGCUCGCCCUGCUGGUGCUCUGCUACAACGGGGGGCAGAGCCUGUGGGGUGUGGCGGGGGGCCUCGUCUUGUCCGCGGGGGGAGACGCCUGCCUCGUGUGGCCCGAACGCUUUCUCCACGGUAUGGCCUGCUUCGGCGCCGCACACCUGCUCUACUGCGCCGCCUUCCUGUCCCAGCGCUACUCGUCCCCAUCCUCGUCCAUCGUCCCGCUGCUGUGCUCCAUCGCUCUGUGGGCCACGGGGGGCACCGUCUACUAUCACAUUCUGCCUUUCGUGCAGCAGAACCCGGACGCAGGCGUCCUCGUCCCGGCCGUCGCCGUGUACACGUUGCUCAUAGUGACCAUGGCGACACUGGCCGUUCGUACCCGGCGUCCUCUGACCGGUGCCGGGAGCCUCGUGUUCAUGGUCUCGGACCUGAGCCUUGCCCUGCAAGUCUUCCAGGUGAUCGAGCCCAGCACGGGCAUCAGGGUGGUCGUCAUGGCAACAUACUACUUGGCCCAGCUGCUGAUAGCCGUGGGAGACGUGUCGGCCGGCGCUGAACAGGAGGACGGGCUGGGAAAGAGGAAGCGGGUCUAAGGUGGGGGGGACACUCAGAAACUCGUUCCACACUGUUUCUGCUGUUACCCCCAAGUUCAACCAUUGAACUCUGCCUCCUUGAGCCAGGAC